ACUGCUCCAGGCCCGGGUCUGUCCCGGAGCACUGUCCUGCUCCCGCUGCUGCCCUUGAACAUGCCUCAGUCCUUCAGUGCCUUGGUCAGCUAUACGCUGGGGAGGCCUGCCCCCGCCGUGCCGGGAGACUUAGCCCGCCUCCAGCUGGGCCGCCCCCGGCGAGUGCUGCUGGCCCAUCCGGCCCACGCUGCAGCAAGCCUGCUGCCGGUGCUGGACAACGGGGGUGCUGGCCUGGAGCUCGACUCAAUGUGUGAGUGGCGCCAGAGCGUGGGCCUGGCGAAGACUGCUCAGCGGCGGCAACAGGGGCGCUGCAGCACGGCCAGCCUGGCUGCAGCUACGGAUCCGUACCCCCAGGCAGACAGCUGGUACCUGAGCCUGCGCUGCAACCCUGUGCCAGGAGCCUUGCAGCGCCAGGCUGUGUUUGGCAGGUUCGAGCCCUGCGCUAACGUGACAGCGGAGGUGUAUUUACGGACCUACCUCUCCCCCUGCAUCGAGGACUGCGGCCCCUACGGCCAGUGCAAGCUCCUGAGCACCAACAACUAUCUGUACGCGGCCUGCGAGUGCAAAGCAGGCUGGAACGGCUGGGGCUGCACGGACAGCGCCGAGGCCUUCUCCUACGGCUUCCAGCUCCUGGCCACGCUGCUUCUGUGCCUCAGCAACCUGAUGUUCCUGCCGCCCGUGGCCAUCGCCCUGCGGAGCCGCUACCUGCUCGAGGCCUCGGUCUACGUCUUCACCAUGUUCUUCUCCACCUUCUAUCACGCCUGCGACCAGCCGGGCAUCGCCGUGUUCUGCAUCAUGGAGUACGACGUGCUGCAGUUCUGCGACUUCCUGGGCUCCCUUAUGUCCGUCUGGGUCACCGUCAUCGCCAUGGCGCGGCUCCAGCCCCUCGCCAAGCAGGUGCUGUACCUGCUGGGCGCCAUGCUGCUCUCCAUGGCCCUGCAGCUGGACCGCCACGGGCUCUGGAACCUCCUCGGGCCCAGUCUCUUCGCCGUGGGGAUCAUGGCUAUCGCCUGGACGGCGCGCAGCAUCCGCCGGCGUCACUGCUACCCCCCCACGUGGCAGCGCUGGGCCUUCUACCUGGGCCCGGGCGCGCUGAUCGCGGCGGGCGCCGUGCUGCUCUACGCCUGCGUGGAGACGGAGGAGAACUACUUCUACAUCCACAGCAUCUGGCACAUGCUGAUCGCCGGCAGCGUGGGCUUCCUGCUGCCCCCGCGCCCCAAGGCCGCCGGGCACCUGGGCCCCCUGCCCCGCCGCAAGGGCUGCGGCUACCGGCUCUGCGUCAACGAGCUGGAGGAGCUGGGGCUGGUGGGCCCCGCCACGGCCUCCGUCAGCAGCGUCUGUGCCAGCUGACAGCGCCAGGCCCCCUGGCCUUUGCGGGCACCACGCUGGGGGCGUGGGACAGAGCAGCCCCAGGGCGAUGGACCCACAGCGAGGGGCGUCCCCCCCCACUGCCAUAGUCACCAGCCUCCGGGGAGGGCCUGAGCCCUGUGGCACCCCCGGGUGGUCUCUGCCUGCUGCUGCCCCAAGGACUGGCUCAGCCCUCCGCUCACGGUGACGGGGCUGCGAAUCCCCUGCUUGGGGCAGAUAUGGGGCUGCCGCGGGGCAACACAGGGCCGCAACGCCACGCCCAGCCCAGCCCGGCUCCCUCCCGUGCCACGGCCCCUGCCUCCCCGGCCGGGCGGCUCUGCUGUGUAACUGCAAUUACAUCCCCCUGGAACUUGG
Messenger RNA from Caretta caretta (loggerhead turtle), 1722 nucleotides. The record is from RefSeq and is a predicted model, not a curated record. NCBI's taxonomy places the organism in Eukaryota, Metazoa, Chordata, Testudines, Cheloniidae.